Molecule: messenger RNA, 3773 nt
Organism: Phacochoerus africanus (Common warthog)
Lineage: Eukaryota; Metazoa; Chordata; Mammalia; Artiodactyla; Suidae
Gene: LBR
Product: lamin B receptor
Exons: 14
Coding region: 148-2028 (626 amino acids)
Biological process (GO): sterol biosynthetic process
Cellular component (GO): nuclear inner membrane
Molecular function (GO): oxidoreductase activity, acting on the CH-CH group of donors, NAD or NADP as acceptor
Source: RefSeq, a predicted model, not a curated record
GCGCGCCCGGGCCGCGGGACCGCGGGGCGCGAGAGCGCGAGAGAGGGCAGUGUCGCGCGCGCGGAACCGACGCCAGGUUGCUGCUCCGCAAUUCUCCCGGAGCCGUUCGUGUUCUCGCCGGAGCCCGGAGCAGGCUGAUUUUCGAAAAUGCCAACUAGGAGAUUUGCUGAUGGUGAAGUAGUACGGGGUCGAUGGCCUGGGAGUUCACUUUACUACGAAGUAGAGAUCCUGAGCCAUGACAGCAAGUCCCAGCUUUAUACCGUCAAAUACAAGGAUGGAACUGAACUUGAACUGAAAGAGAGUGAUAUCAAGCCUUUAACCUCCUUCCGGCAAAGGAAGAGCGGCUCAGCUUCCAGUUCUCCCUCCAGACGCCGAGGGAGCCGCUCGAGGUCGCGCUCCCGGUCCCCGGGCCGGCCCCCGAGGAGCUCCCGCCGAUCCGCCUCGGCUUCGCACCAGGCUGAUAGGAAGGAAGCCAGGAAGGAAAUUUUGGAAGUUAAGCUGACUCCGCUGGUGCUGAAGCCAUUUGGGAACAGCAUCAACAGAUACAACGGAGAGCCUGAGCACAGAGAGAAGAAUGAUCUUCCUCACAAAACCACGCAGGUGCACACCGGUUCAUUCUCUCUCCAGGAAAAAUUCCAUUUGCCGCAGGAGAGCAGUUAUCUGUCCACACAGUAUAGCCUUCGUCCGAGAAGAGAAGAGAUCAAAUUAAAAGAAAUAGAUGCUCAGGAAGAAAAAAUUGUUACAGAAGGACCUACAUCAUUGAGAACCUUUGAAGUGACAACCAAACAGCCGAAGGAAGUAGAGUUUGGAGGAGUACCUGGUGUUUUAACCAUCAUGCUCGGCCUGCCUGCCUUCCUCUUCCUGUUGCUGUUGAUGUGUAAACAGAAAGAGCCCAGUCUUCUGAAUUUCCCGCCGCCUCUGCCAGCUUUGUCUGAUUUAUGGGACGCCAGAGUAUUUGGGCUCUACCUCAUCUGGUUUUUCCUGCAGGCUCUGUUCUACCUACUGCCGAUUGGGAAGGUUGUAGAAGGAAUACCUCUUACUGAUGGAAGAAGACUCAAGUACAGAUUAAAUGGAUUCUAUGCUUUUAUCCUGACAUCUGGACUCGUCGGAGCAUCUUUGCUCUGGGACGUGGAGCUUUAUUACGUGUACAAUCACUUCCUCCAGUUUGCACUCGCAGCCACUGUUUGGGCCGUGGUCUUGAGUGUUUAUCUCUGCGCCAGGGCUCUGAAGGCACCUCGGAAUGACCUGUCGCCGGCCAGCUCUGGCAAUGCCAUCUAUGAUUUCUUCAUUGGCCGCGAGUUAAAUCCUCGGAUUGGUACUUUUGAUCUCAAAUACUUUUGUGAAUUGCGCCCUGGAUUGAUUGGCUGGGUGGUCAUUAACUUGGUGAUGCUUUUGGCUGAGAUGAAGGUACAGAAUCGCGCCUUUCCAUCCUUAGCCAUGAUUUUGGUCAACAGCUUUCAGCUCUUGUACGUGGUGGACGCUCUCUGGAAUGAGGAGGCGCUGCUGACGACCAUGGACAUCACCCACGAUGGCUUCGGGUUCAUGCUGGCCUUCGGGGAUCUGGUGUGGGUGCCGUUUAUCUACAGCUUCCAAGCGUUUUACUUGGUCGCUCAUCCCAAUGAACUGUCCUGGCCGGCGGCUUCUCUCAUCGUGGCUCUGAAGCUGUGUGGAUUUAUCAUCUUCCGAUGUGCAAAUUCUCAGAAAAAUGCAUUCCGGAAAAAUCCUAAUGACCCAAAGCUUGCACAUUUAAAAACCAUUCACACUUCAACGGGAAAAAACCUUCUCGUGUCUGGAUGGUGGGGCUUUGUUCGCCACCCCAAUUACCUGGGUGACCUCAUCAUGGCCCUGGCAUGGUCCCUCCCGUGCGGUUUCAGCCACAUUCUGCCUUAUUUCUACGUGAUUUACUUCACCGCGUUGCUGGUGCACCGAGAAGCCCGCGACGAGCACCACUGCAAGAGGAAGUACGGCCUGGCCUGGGAGAAGUACUGCCAGCGGGUCCCCUAUCGCAUCUUCCCGCACAUCUACUGACCCUGCCCGCGCUGCUGCAGCGCACCUGCCGCUCUAGCUCCCGCUCACCAGGAAAGAAGAAAAUCCCCGAGAACCUUCUCUUGUUGCACUGACAGCAUCUUGCCGUUUCCUUGUCUCUUUGAGGCAGGACUGUAGAGCCAGACAGUAAGUCUUCUAAUGUAGCCAUGUUUAUUUUUUUUAAAUAUAACAAUUAACAUAAGGAAAGUGUAGAUAAAGACGUUGGAAUUGGCGUUCUGAUAGGAAACGUUCAGUCCUUCAGUCUUCUAAACGCACUGAAUACUAUUGAUGUUUAUGGUUUUUGCUUUUCAAAUUUGGAUUCUUUUGUCAGUUGGUUUUUCUUAAAUGAAAAUGUUGUUACAUUUUAAAAGUAUAUUUAUGUUUUAUUGCAUUAAGAGAGUAGAAUUUUUGUUUCCCUUUAAAUUAAAUCACUUACUAGUUAUGAGAUUUGAAGCUCCGCUGUUCAGUGCUCCAUGGGAAGCGGGUGAUGGUGAGUGGACAUUGUUUGCUGAAGACUUUUAGCGGUCAUUUGCUUAACCUCAGCCUCUGAAACUGCAUUCGAAAAUGUAAAUACGUCGCUUUUAUGUAAUAUAUGGUGACUUCAGAUUUUCCUGUAUAGUAUUUUGAAUGUGAAAUAAUUUUCAGGACUAAGUAUCUUUUUAACAAACAUUUGCAGUAUUUUAAGUUUUGUAAAGUAAUUUCAUGUGAAAUGAACAUUUUGAAACAAGUAGAAUUCAUUUACUAGUGUAUGAAAGGCGCUCUUAAAGCAUAGGAAGAGUAUUUUUCCUAAUCCAAAGUGUCGUGAAUUUGGCUUUGCUACCUCAAUUGCAGGUGUGUAUUUGCCUUUAUAAACUCUUGCAAAUAGAAAAUAUAUAUUUUUGGAAUAACAUCACUAUUUAAACAUUUUUACACAGAUUGGUGUUUGGAAAUCUGCCAUUUCAGGGUAAUAUUUUUGUAUGUCUUUGACUUUUUUAAUUAAACGGUGUUUUUGCUACUGUUGGCUUAGGCAGUUUAUGCUGUAUUUUUGCAUAUCUUUAUAUUUUACAAAACUCUACUCCCUCUAAAGGAGUGUUGUGUUCAUCUUUAGAAAUCUAUUUAUGUAAAAACAAUUUAAGGGAAUAGUUUCAAAUCAUUUCUUUUAGUUGAAUAGAUGUGUAUAAGGUAGUGUUAGCCAGUAAAUUCUACUGAGAUUGAUACAGUCUCCUUAGUAACUGUCCUAUAAUGGAACAGUAGUAAAUUCACUAAACUUUUGUCUUCAGAGGAGUUGGAUUGUUCUCAGUACCUUAAACAUGGGGAAAUCUAACAAAGAGAGCGUGUAUGUUUGGGGUUUUAAUUAUACAUUUUAUAUAUGAGCCAUUUAGAAUAUGCAGUGUUGAUUCUACACUGUAAUCUGAAGUGUAUAUAACUGGGCUUAUGUUAAUGUGAUCAUGAAGUUGGUUUGUUCUAGCAUGCUGCAGGCCUAUGGUCUUUAAACAUGGUUUUGGUGAAGCUGUGUAUGCAAGCAGUUUCUUCAUGCUUUUCUCUGGGCAUCAGAAAAUGAGGUGCCAGCAUAUUCUAUACUAGAUUCACCAGUGAAGCUUUGGGGGGGGGGGGCUUGCGUUCUUUUCCUUGGUAAUGAAAAAGAGUUGUUACCAACAACAGUGCUGCAGUCUCUGGUAUCAGCUAUAAUUUGUUUUUGUUUUUGAUAUGUUUAUUGGACAAGUUUUAUAAUGAAGUUUUAAGUUGAAAAUAAAAAGAUGUUGCUUUGA